AUGCGCAUUGAAGUUUAAUGAUAAACAGCUGCGUGCACCGGAAGUAAUAUCUUAAGCUUCCGGAAAUUGCCCUGGGAAUAAAAUGGAGGAAAACAACACUGCUUUCAGAAGGUCCAACAGUCGGCUGUCUAUGCUGGACAAGUCUCUUGAGAGACGGAGAGUCAACAAAGAACACAACAGUAACUUUAGAGCAGGCUAUGUGGCUGUCCAUGAAGACCACCUUCAUAAGACUGGCCUACGAGGGCGCAAACGCUUUCUUGCCUACUUCCUGCUGUUCCUGAUUUAUGCUGUUGCAAUAGCAAAUCUAGUGUUGACAGUCUUGAUAGUGUUGGCUCUGCGUAUUGACCAGAAUGGUUCUGAUGUGAUGGAGUUCCGAGGAGAAGGCGGAGUGAAGUACAAGACUGACGUGAUGGCCGAGAGGGUUCUAUCAGAUAUAGGAGAGUUUGGUGGAUAUAAGGGACAGGAUCUUGAGGUUCAUGGUGACGGCCAACCGGUGAUAUUGCAACAUAUGAUUGGACAUGGUUCUUCUGUGGAAUUCAGUGGCGCCAACACAACAUUGAGAUCACAGGAAGGACUUCACAUCAUAGACCCCCUCACUGGCAACACAAUUCUACACACAGCCAAUGAUAGUGGUAUACCAUCACUGACUGGGAUGAAACAACUCAAAACAACACAGGUUAUUACAACUAAGGUGACCCCUAGCAUUGUUGAUGACCUGAGGGUGAUGAGUGACCAGGUGUUGACCAUACAGGGUAAUGAAGGACUGACCAUCGGUGCAAAAGAUAUUGACAUGUCUGGAUCUAAUAUCAUCUUAAAUGCUCUUGAUACGCUAUCCCUUGAGGGAGGUCCAGACGGAGGGAUCUACAUCAACACCACCCUCUUACCAAGGAAGAGCACCGCUAGUACGGGUGGUGUAGGCAUGGGACUUACCCUCUGUGUGUGUGGUGGUACCGGUAGAAUCUUCCAGGUGACAGCUCCACCAGGCGUGUCUCAUCCAUGUGAAAAACUCAUAACUAAUCCAUGUUUGUAGUAUUUAGUUGCUAAUCUAUAGCUAUUGUUUAGAUGGCUACUUGUUAAAGAGAUAUGGUAGCCCUUUUCUUGCCAUGCUUUAUAGCAUUGACUUAUUUGAUUGUUUUAGUUAAUGACACACAGUU
Strongylocentrotus purpuratus (purple sea urchin) is the source of this 1154-nucleotide messenger RNA. It is a transcript of the gene sgcb, whose product is annotated as beta-sarcoglycan. The record is from RefSeq and is a predicted model, not a curated record. Gene Ontology annotation, biological process: muscle organ development. The transcript has 7 exons. Gene Ontology annotation, cellular component: sarcoglycan complex; sarcolemma. The coding region runs from base 83 to 1030 and encodes 315 amino acids. NCBI's taxonomy places the organism in Eukaryota, Metazoa, Echinodermata, Echinoidea, Camarodonta, Strongylocentrotidae.